AUGGACCAGCAAUAUGGGCAGCAGCACAGCAGCAAAGGCUCCCAACCAACGCCACAGCCGGGACCAUGGGACGGCGAUCAGAUGCUCCACAUCUACCUCCGCGAUUACCUGCACAAACGAGGUUACUCGCAAGCGGCACAGGCUCUGAGCGGCGAAGCAGGUCUCGAACCGAGCCGCCAAGUGCCCAUCGAUGCGCCGCAGAGUCUGCUCUUCGAGUGGUGGGUGGUGUUCUGGGACAUCUUUGCAUCGAGGGCGGACGAGGCGGGUGUGGAUGUGAAUGGCGGCUUGGCGGAGGAUGCACGAGUUUACGUUGUUAGUCGAGCUUCUGUGAUGCCAGAGGCGAGGAUGGCAGCCAGCGAGUGUGCAAGAGCGCAGAUGGUCGUCCCCAACGCUGGGCCUACGAGUGUCUUUGCAAAUGGGCAUCAGAUGCAGCAACAUCACUCAAUAGCUCAGCAGCACCCAGCACACGGAAGACGACCGUCAGCCCCACACCAGGACACACUCGGCACAGCCCCCUUCUCUUUAGCGUCCCCUUCGUCCGCAUCCUCGAGCUCAUCUUUCCUACCCCUAGCCCCACCUCAACAGCGACAGCGACGACGGUCCUCCAUCUCGACCCUCCCACAGCUCGACCUGGACGUGAGCCGCACGCUCGGCCUCAUUCGCCCCGCGAGCCUGGUGGUCAUCCAGCAGUGCAUGGAUAUGAUGGGUUUCGGUGGCAAGCGUGUUGAUCAGCUCGACGCAAAGCAGCAGCAGGCGCUCGCAAAGCGCCUGAAUCGGCUGCAGACAGCUCAUACAGAUGCACAGGUCAAGCUGGCGCAGCUGCAUGGGAUCCAGCCGCCAAAAGCGCUGCUUGUCAAUUCGUCCGCGAGGACGCAGCCCAGACCAACGGCCGUGGACGGGUAUGCCAAUGGCGCAGGUCAGAAGAGAAAGUUCUCACCGACCGCCUCGCAUGAUCCGAAUCCAAACAGACAAGUCGGCGGCGUCGGUCAAGAUAGCCGGUCAAUACCUUUGCAUGCGACGCAAGCACCAGCACAAUCGAUACGAAGGCUAUCGUACCCAUCCGUGCCCUCGGUGCCGAGUGUGCCUUCGCCACUGACACUAGCGAGCGUUGGUGGGAUGCCAUUAACGCACGUCUCCCCGCAUCCAGUCAUACAGCAGCCCAGUCCGGCAUCGAGCGCGCCCACGCCCUCUGAAGCCUAUGCAAUGGGCGCGCCAGCGACACUCCGGCUGUCCUCUUCGGGCGUUGAUAGUAGUCCGCACAGGAUACCGCACGCGUCGGGCCUCGCUGCUGCUCCACCGUCGAUGAGCCCAAUCGCAGAGUGGCCCGCCGUCGAGCGACAUAGUAACAUACCGCCGCCACAGCAGUCGCAGCAAGCCAUAGCGCUGUCGACCGCUCACGACUCAUACACGCGGCGGCAGAUGUACGCGCAAGAGCCACGCCAGUUGCAGUCUUUGCCAUACGCGACCCCGCUGAGCGACACACACCUGAAUACACGACCGCUCGAAAACACGGUGGGUCUCAAGCCGAUUCAUCCCGCGUCCCAAGCCAAGUUCUUUGCGCCCAACGCCGUUGCAGGCGCACCAGCGAUGCCAUUCGACGAGUACGACUUCAACGUUCUGCUGAGCCAACCAUUGUUGGCGCACGACGAGGCUUCGGCGUUGGCGAGGCAAUUGGGCGACGUGGGGAGCUUCUAG
This is a messenger RNA of Kalmanozyma brasiliensis GHG001, 1695 nucleotides long. RefSeq names its product LisH dimerization motif. Gene Ontology annotation, molecular function: protein binding; transcription corepressor activity. The transcript has a single exon. NCBI's taxonomy places the organism in Eukaryota, Fungi, Basidiomycota, Ustilaginomycetes, Ustilaginales. The record is from RefSeq and is a predicted model, not a curated record. Bases 1 to 1695 code for a protein of 564 amino acids.